AUGGAUACAAUUAAUGCUACCAAAUAUAAUUUAUCAACUUCAUACAGAAAAAAUAAGGUUACUAGAGAAAGAAAUCCUUUAAGAAAAAAAUGCAAUAAAUGUGAGAAGUUAAGACUUCAUGAUAAUAAGAAUGCUCAGCAAUGUAAUUUUUGCAAUCAGAUAAUGUUAAGUGGAAAUAAAUUUAUUGAUAAUUUGCUUGUUAAACUAAAUAAACAAAAGGUUUUUAUAGAAUUUAUUCCGUAUGAAUAUUUUAAAAAUAUCAUUUAUCUUUCUGAGGGAGGAUUUAGUAAAAUAUACAAAGCGACAUGUGUUAAUGGUAUAAGAACGGAAUGGAAUAGUCGGAAGCGAAGAUUUGCAGAAGCUAUUAUCAAUGCAACAGUUGUUCUUAAAUGUCUUAAUAGUUCUGAAGCUAUAAGUCAUGAUUUUUUAAAUGAGUUAAAAAAUUAUUUUCAAUGUUCAGAUGGUUAUUAUAUACUCCAAUAUUACGGCAUUACACAGCAUCCAGAAACAAAAGAUUACAUGAUUGUAAUGGCCUUUGCAGAAAAUGGUGAUUUAUAUAAUUAUAUUUCAAAAAAUUUUCUUACUAUAUCUUGGAAGCAAAAACUAGGGGCGUUAAGAAAUAUAGCAUGGGGACUCAAAACAAUUCAUGAUAAAAAAAUUAUUCAUCGAGAUCUUCAUAGUGGCAAUAUACUUAUUCAUCGUGGUAAUAAUCCAAGAAAUGUUGAUUUUGGUGUAAAAAUGGGAGAUUUUGGAAUAAGCAAACCAGCAAAUGAGAUAACAGAUACAAAAGAGAUAUAUGGGAAUAAACAAUUAUCGAAAAUGGACUUAAGUUUUCUAUGCAGCAAACGAAUUUUGUACUAUUAUCAACAAGAAUCAGCAUCACCCUCACAUUCUAAUCUUAAUAUUCCAAAAACACAUCAGCUUUACGAAAAUAAUUUUGCUUAUAACGAUGUUCAUAAUAAAAAUAAAAGGCAAAAAUAUAAUGAGGAUGCACACUAUCAAGAUAAUCAUAAUUAUCAAAGUAAAGAAUUUGAGUUUGAUAUUAACCGAUAA
Messenger RNA from Cetraspora pellucida, 1053 nucleotides. Lineage: Eukaryota; Fungi; Glomeromycota; Glomeromycetes; Diversisporales; Gigasporaceae. The record is from the annotation of a GenBank genome assembly.